AUCGACCUCCGAGAGAUUGGCUGAAUACCCGAGAAAAAAAGAAAAGAAUAAAAAUCUCUAUACAAAGGAAGGAAGGAAGGAAGGAAGGGGACAAGUUCGAGAGACGAGAAUGGACAUCGGCUGGGGUGUGCAUAGGUUUUGUUUUAGUUUCUAUGAGACUAUACCACUCUGUCAUUUCCACUACAUUGGUCGCCCGUGUAAAGUAGGAGCCCACUGCCCAUACCGUCAUGAUCCGUCCAGAGUCGUAAAUUCUGGUUCGGAGGAGGAGGAGUUGAUUGCAAGACCUCGUAUUAAGAAGCGCCCUCUAAACCAACUAGUGCAUCCAAGUGUUAAAACGCUUUACAUCACUGGACUUAACUCGAGUGUCCUCGAGCAGGACAUCCGAGACCAUUUCUCCCCCUAUGGAGAGAUCGACUCUGUCAGAAUCUUCCCCCACUUUGGAGGCACCUACGCGUUUCUCACUUACACUACCCGGCUAGCAGCAGAGACGGCCAUGGAAGAGCUCGCCCUCUUCACUUACAUCAACGGUCAGAAGCUUCACCUCUCGUGGGGCCCUCCUGAAGAUGAGCUGCAGACAGUUUGUCCUGUCAUUUCAACCGAAGAUGAUGAUGCCCGCCAGAAGAUAUACUUGGCUGCCCUUUCCUCCUCCUUCUCCACUCUUCCACCAAACGAAUGGCCUCCCGUGGAGUCUCCACCACCACACCUUCUCCACUCUUCUUCCACCAAACGAAUGGCCUCCCUUGGAGUCUCCACCACCACACCAGGACCAGUCUCAAGAUAACAAAUUCCAUAUCCAGUGACUCAGUUAUCAUAUAUUUUCUCUAUGUUGUCGAUCUUGUUCGAUCAUUUUCUCACUUUAUUUAGGACACUGUAAUCUUAAUUAUUGUGCUGGAUAAGUGGUGAAGCCCUCCCUAAUUAGUCGUAGUAUCUUUCUCUAUAUAUUCUCCUGGAUACUCAUUUUUAUGUUCAUGUGUUGUCUCCAAAUUAUCAUUACUUUUCAUAAAAAAAUUCACGACUGUAUGCU
This is a messenger RNA of Camelina sativa (false flax), 1024 nucleotides long. Its product is annotated as zinc finger CCCH domain-containing protein 4. The record is from RefSeq and is a predicted model, not a curated record. Gene Ontology annotation, molecular function: pre-mRNA binding; metal ion binding; U6 snRNA binding. Lineage: Eukaryota; Viridiplantae; Streptophyta; Magnoliopsida; Brassicales; Brassicaceae. Gene Ontology annotation, cellular component: U2-type catalytic step 2 spliceosome; Prp19 complex; U2-type catalytic step 1 spliceosome.